AUGAAGGUAGUGAAUGGCCCUGUCCCUGUCCCUGUCCCUGUCCCUGUCCCUGUCCCUGUCCCUGUCCCUGUCCCUGUCCCUGUCCCUGCAGCGUGUGAGGCGGGGGAGUUCCGCUGCGGGACGGGGCGCUGUCUCGACCCCGCUCUGCUCUGCGAUGGAUACGACGAUUGUGGAGAUGUCAGCGACGAGCAACACUGUGUGUGUGACCUGGAAAAAGAGCAUCGCUGUGGAGACGGUCGCUGUGUGACCAGAGACUGGGUGUGUGACGGAGACCACGACUGUCUGGACAAGAGCGACGAACUCAACUGCUCCUGCAGGAGCCAGGGUCUCCUGGAGUGCCGGAGUGGUCAAUGUGUCCCCAGUGCCUUCCGCUGCGACGGGGAGGACGACUGCAAGGACGGCAGUGACGAGGAGAGCUGCAGUCCUGACCAGAGUAAGGGUGUGUGUGCUCCUGGUCAGCCCAGCUGUGUCUCCUCCUGCCCCCCUGCAUGUGGCGCCCAGGGACCCUGUGACCCCCGCAACUCCACCACCAACUGCACAGGUCGCUGUGAGCCCAUCACCCUGGAGCUGUGUAUGAACCUGCCCUACAACUCCACCAGCUUCCCCAACUACCUGGGACACCAGUCCCAGAGAGAGAGCUCUGUGAGCUGGGAGAGUUCCCUGUUCCCUGCCCUGGUCCAGACCAACUGCUACACCUAUCUCAUGUUCUUCGCCUGCACCAUCCUGGUGCCCAAGUGUGACUCUGUCACACAGCAGAGGGUCCCUCCCUGCAGGUCGUUGUGCCUAAGCUCUAAGCAGCACUGUGAGUCUGUGCUGGGGAUGGUGGGGCUGCAGUGGCCAGAGGAGUCCCACUGCUCUCAGUUCCCUGAAGAGGGCAGCAACGUCACCUGCCUGCUGCCCGACCCCGACGUUCACGAGUGCUCUCCCAGUCACUUCAAGUGCAGAUCAGGCAGGUGUGUGUUGGCCUACAAGCACUGUGAUGGACACACCGACUGUGACGACCACAGUGACGAGGACAACUGUGGGUGUGUGGAGCGAGGCCUGUGGGCCUGUCCGUCCAGCAGGGUGUGUAUCAAACCCUCCAUGAUCUGUGACGGCUUCCCAGACUGCCCUCUGCUGGAGGACGAGCGCAACUGCUCCAUGUGCAGUGAUAACGAGCUGGCGUGUAACAACCACGAGUGUGUUCACCGCACGCUGUGGUGCGACGGCAGAAAGCACUGUUCAGACAGCUCCGAUGAGUGGGACUGUGUGUCUCUGUCCCCAGGAGAGGGCUCCCUGCUGACUGUGUUCAGGACAGCUGUUCACUACCAGGUGUGUGCUGAUGAGUGGACACCUGAGCUCAGCGCUCUCACCUGCUCACAGCUGGGUUUAGGUGCUCCGGUGGCAGUAGAGAUGGUUCCAGACCCCCCCGGGGCUCCCCGGCGUCGCUGGCUCCAUGUUCACCCAGAGUGGAGCCAGAGGAACGGCUCGGCCCUGCAGGGCCUGCUGGAGAAGAGAGGACACUCCUGUCACUCCAGGAGAAGAGUGUCUGUCGUCUGCAGCAGUGAAGACUGUGGGCGUCGGCCUGCGGGGCGUGUGUACAAGCGUGUGCUGGGGGGUCGUGUGUCCCGGCCUGGCCGCUGGCCCUGGCAGUGCUCCCUGCAGAGCGAGCCCAGUGGACACAUCUGUGGCUGUGUCCUCAUCUCUCCACGGUGGGCCCUCACGGUCGCACACUGCUUUGAGGGGAGGGAGAGUGCUGAUCAGUGGAAGGUGGUUCUGGGCAUCACCAACCUGGACCACCCUUCCCCCCACCGACAGAGCAGCGGCGUCACUCGCAUCAUCGCUCACCCCCGCUACAGCCGGGCCGUGGUGGACUACGACAUCAGCGUGGUGCAGCUGGCCCGGGCGGUGCAGGUCACCAGCUACGUGCAGCCGGUCUGCCUGCCCCGCCCAGGACAGCUGCCCAUCCCAGACACCUACUGCUACAUCACAGGCUGGGGACACAUGGGCAACCGCAUGCCCUUCAAGCUGCAGGAGGGAGAGGUGAGGAUCAUCUCCCUGCCUCAGUGCCAGGCCUACUUUGACACCAAGACCAUCACCUCACGCAUGCUGUGUGCCGGCUACGAGGCAGGCACGGUUGACUCCUGCAUGGGAGACAGCGGAGGGCCCCUGGUGUGUGAGGAGCCGUCCGGGGGCCGCUGGCGUCUGUUUGGCCUGACGUCCUGGGGCUCGGUGUGCUUCUCUAAGGUGCUGGGUCCUGGAGUCUACAGCAACGUCACACACUUCACCCAGUGGAUCCACAGACAGAUUUACCUGCACUCCUUCCAGCUCAACUAGCUCUCUCACACACACACACACACACACACACACACACACAGACACACACUCUCUGGUAUGCGCAUCCCCACUCUCCCCCUGCCAACCACGUAAGUGUAGAGUAGGAAGAGGAGGACCUUUCUUCUCUACUUCCUGUGUCCCACCGUCGAAGGAGGAAGUGGUGUUUUACUUCCUGUGUCCCACCGUCGAAGGAGGAAGUGGUGUUUUAGGACGGCUUGUUCCACAUGUUACCACUGUCUUCGUGUGUUACACACACUUAUAUACGUAUACACUCUCAUACACACACACUUAACUCACACACACUCAUAUAGACACUCAUGCACACACAGCCUUCGUUGUACUCUCAACAUGUGUGUGUUCAGAAUACAUGUACAAUAUGUACCUACGGUGUGUGUGUGUGUGUGCACACUCAGAGGUGCCUAUAGCAAUCCUUCUCUCCUGUCUUCAGCGAUAGUUUGGUCAGAGGAAGGAGGCUGGGAUGGGACCUUCUAGAACUCUCCUGGAAGUCUAGAAACGUUGUGUGUAGCUUCAGGGGCAGCAGCUGUUAGACUGUGUGUCCAGCAGAGGGCAGCAGCUGUUAGACUGUGUGUCCAGCAGAGGGCAGCAGCUGUUAGACUGUGUGUCCAGCAGAGGGCAGCAGUGUGUAGAGCAGAGCUCCCUUCAUUACUAGUGCUAGUAGAGAUGAGUACAGUUUUGUGUGUGUUUUGUACUGUGGUUUAUGUCAUUAGUGUACCUGUGUGUGUCUGUUGACACCUGUAUGGUCUGUGUAUUCAACAUUCCAGAGUAACUGUUUGUGAUUUUCUAAGCCUGUUUUUCUACCUCUGGUGUUUUAUAUGUGAGGUGUGUUAGAGAGGAUAGCUCUCCACUGUCUGCACUUCUGACCCACGCACACCACCCUGCAGCAGGGGAGGGAGGAGAGGAGAGGGAGGAGAAGAGAGGGAGGAGAAGAGAG
Molecule: messenger RNA, 3268 nt
Organism: Hypomesus transpacificus
Lineage: Eukaryota; Metazoa; Chordata; Actinopteri; Osmeriformes; Osmeridae
Gene: corin
Product: corin, serine peptidase
Exons: 17
Coding region: 1-2316 (771 amino acids)
Biological process (GO): proteolysis; acrosome reaction
Cellular component (GO): membrane
Molecular function (GO): protein binding; serine-type endopeptidase activity
Source: RefSeq, a predicted model, not a curated record